Molecule: messenger RNA, 1237 nt
Organism: Protobothrops mucrosquamatus (brown spotted pit viper)
Lineage: Eukaryota; Metazoa; Chordata; Lepidosauria; Squamata; Viperidae
Gene: CDC123
Product: cell division cycle 123
Exons: 14
Coding region: 51-1073 (340 amino acids)
Cellular component (GO): cytoplasm
Source: RefSeq, a predicted model, not a curated record
AGCCUGGACGAUGGUGUAGCAGAACUGCCAGUCGUAUUUUGAAUGUAAAGAUGAAGAAAGAACAGAUACUCAAUUGUCAGUUCUCUUCCUGGUAUCCUCGUUUCAAGAGGCAGACGAUCCGCAGUGUCAUUCUUCCAAUACCACAGAAUGUAAAGGAUUACUUGCUAGACGAUGGAACCCUGGUGGUUUCUGGCAGAGAAGAUCCCCAAACAAUAACCCAAGAAGAUGGUGGCGAUGAAGAGGAGGCAGAAGAAGCUGUGUGGUCUGAUGAUGAAAAUACUGCAACGCUCACAGCACCAGAAUUUCCUGAAUUUUCCCUUAAAGUUGAAGAGGCGAUCCAUUCCUUGGGAGGGAAUGUUUUUCCAAAGCUUAACUGGAGUGCUCCAAGGGAUGCCUACUGGAUCGCCAUGAAUAAUUCCCUGAAAUGCAACACCCUCAGCGAUAUCUUCCUGCUUUUCAAGAGUUCGGAUUUCAUCACGCGUGACUUCACUCAGCCGUUUAUCCAUUGCAACGAUGAUUCCCCUGACCCUUCUUUGGAUUAUGAACUUGUCCUCCGAAAAUGGUGUGAAUUGAUUCCGGGGGCAGAAUUCAGGUGCUUUGUGAAGGAAAACAAACUUAUUGGUAUAUCUCAGCGAGACUACACUCAGUACUAUGAACACAUCUCUAAACAGAAAGAAGAGAUCUGUAGAUGCAUACAGGAUUUUUUCAAUAAACACAUACAGUACAAAUUUUUGGAUGAAGAUUUUGUAUUUGAUGUCUACAAGGACAGUAUGGGCAGAGUGUGGCUCAUUGAUUUUAAUCCAUUUGGGGAAGUGACGGAUUCUCUACUGUUCACCUGGGAAGAAAUAAGAUCCGGAAACAGUUUGAAAAGUGACCAGACCGAAGGUGCAGCCAUGGAAGAGGACUCUCCAUCGUUCCGUUGCACAAACAGCAACCUCACGGUCCAGCCAAGUCCGUAUCUGAGCUACCGGUUGCCCAAAGAUUUUGUUGAUCUUUCCACGGGAGAAGAUGUUCACAAAUUAAUUGACCUGCUCAAACUGAAAAGAAAUCAGCCAGACGAUGAGGAACCCUGAAGAAGCGGAUGAAAUGGAAAAAAGGAAAGGCGGCCGUCCCCCCAAAAAUAGCAUUUUAACUGUAGCAGUUCUGACUAAGAACUUCUUUGUCACAGAAGAAAAGCGAUUGCUGACAUUGCAUAAUCGUUUAAUGGAAUAAAGAUGCUUUCACCGCACUAGGCAAA